Molecule: messenger RNA, 1488 nt
Organism: Talaromyces atroroseus
Lineage: Eukaryota; Fungi; Ascomycota; Eurotiomycetes; Eurotiales; Trichocomaceae
Exons: 3
Coding region: 1-1488 (495 amino acids)
Biological process (GO): transmembrane transport
Cellular component (GO): membrane
Molecular function (GO): transmembrane transporter activity
Source: RefSeq, a predicted model, not a curated record
AUGGCAAUCGAGCCCUAUCCGUCUGGUGAGGAGGAGCAGGGGCAACUCUCCAGCGAAGCCAAAACGCCCUUCGCCGACCAGACAACAACCGAGAAUCGCCCGGAUGGCGGCGAACAGACCGAAGAUCGGCUGCGACUGGAGAAGAGAUUGCGCCUCAAGGUCGACUUGCGGCUCUGUACCAUCGCAGGACUACUAUGCAGUCUCAAUCUUCUCGACUCGGGCAUCAUAUCUUCCGCCUCGGUGACUAGCAUGACCUCGGAUCUGGGCCUUGAAGGGAACCGCUAUUCCGUUGCAAUUUUUAUAUUCACUGUCGCCAGCGUUGUUUUCCAAUUGCCGUCCACAAUAGCAGUGCGCUUCGUGGGGCCCCGCAUAUGGUUCGCAUUGAUCACUUUUUGUUUCGGCCUGAUCACUCUGUGCACUGCAUUCGUGCAGACUUGGCGCCAGAUGAUUGCCCUGCGUGUUUUGCUCGGUAUAUCCAUGUCUGGAAUUUACCCUGGCUUGACGUAUUUGAUAAGUACGUGGUAUACCCGCGAAGAGCAGCAGUUGCGAUUCGCUUUUAUGCAAUCUGGCGAAGUGCUCAUUCUCGCAACGGGGGAUAUCGUCAACUAUGGAUUGAAUCACCUUGAUGGGCGGGGUGGAUUAGCCGGCUGGCGAUGGAUGUAUAUUGUCCAGGGGCUUAUCGCUUGCUUUAUAGGCAUUGUCACCUACUGGUGGAUGAUAGAUUUCCCAGAGAAAGCUGGCAAAUCUCUCUGGUUCCUCUCCGAAUCGGAAAUCCAACUUGCAUUGGACCGCAUUCGCAAAGACAGGGGUGAUGUUAUACCUGAUCCUUUUUCCUGGAAGAAGAUCGUAGUGAACUUUGUAGACCCGAAAUUGUACGGGUUUGCAGUUUUGUUUUUCCUACUGAACCUAGUCUCGACUUCGAUGUCCUACUUCCUCCCCAUUAUUCUAGAAUCAGGCAUGGGAUAUUCGGAGAAUGCCAGCAUUGUACUGUCUGCUCCACCAUACUACUGGGCCAUAAUUCCCACCCUUCUCACAUCACUAAUUGGCGAUAAAUUCCGCCUCCGGGGACCAAUGGUCAUAUUCAAUGCCCUCUGCCUCAUAGCAGGGUUCAUCAUGUUCGGCUUCCCGGUCUCCAAACAAGUCACCGUGCGGUACAUAGGCACAUAUCUCACCACAGGCGCCUAUGUCUCCAACUGGGCAGCUCUAAACGCAUACCAAGCCAACAACAUCGUCGGCCAGUGGAAACGAGUCACCAUCGCAGCAUCCAUUUCUGCAUCUGAUGGUCUCGGAGGCAUUGCCGGUAGCUACAUAGUCAAGGCGCAAGAGGCGCCUUGGUAUCCGACUGCUGUGUGGGUGUCGAUCGGGUCGCAUAUUCUGAUGAUUGUAAUUGUUGGAGCAUUUACGAUUUACUUUCGACAGGCGAAUAAUUGGGAGAGAAAGAGACAUCGGGUUAUUGAAGGGACACCCGGAUUUAGAUAUACCUAUUAA